CGGUUGCGUUCAUGUUGGUGUCGAUUCCAUGGAGGAUAGUUGAUGACUGUGGCGGUGCAUUUACCAUGGGGGCCAUUGGAGGAGGGGUGUUCCAGUCUGUUAAAGGCUUUCGAAACGCACCUGUGGGUGUACGACACAGGCUUAGGGGGAGCGCAAAUGCUGUGAGAGUAAGAGCACCACAAAUUGGAGGUAGUUUUGCUGUAUGGGGUGGGCUCUUUUCCACCAUAGACUGUGGUCUUGUGCGUUUGCGGGGUAAGGAAGACCCUUGGAACUCCAUCACCAGUGGAGCCAUGACUGGAGCUAUACUGGCUGCACGCAGUGGUCCGCUAGCCAUGGUGGGCUCUGCGAUGAUGGGGGGAAUUCUGCUUGCUCUAAUCGAGGGAUUCGGGAUUCUUCUUACAAGAUACACAGCUCAGCAGUUUCAGAAUCAUGAAGUGUUGUAUUAUGUUUGCAAAGAAGGGACAUUGGCAGAAGUGGUCAGCAGCAAAAAAAGUGCCCAAGAAGUUUAA
This is a messenger RNA of Sinocyclocheilus grahami, 509 nucleotides long. RefSeq names its product mitochondrial import inner membrane translocase subunit Tim17-B-like. Gene Ontology annotation, cellular component: TIM23 mitochondrial import inner membrane translocase complex. The coding region runs from base 12 to 509 and encodes 165 amino acids. Gene Ontology annotation, biological process: protein import into mitochondrial matrix. The record is from RefSeq and is a predicted model, not a curated record. Gene Ontology annotation, molecular function: transmembrane protein transporter activity. Lineage: Eukaryota; Metazoa; Chordata; Actinopteri; Cypriniformes; Cyprinidae. The transcript is spliced from 6 exons.